AUGGUCGUCCAGCAGCAUGUUCUGAAUUGGUUGUAUAGUGUAUUAACCAGCGAAUAUCAAGAUGUGAAUCGCACCUAUAACGAUGUAGCCCAAGCGCUAUCUCAAUACCCUUCACUGUCACCCAGGACAGAUGUACAUACCUUCGACAACGGCGUAUCAGCUCUCCUCUUACACCUCUCUGGAACCAUUCCCGUCAUCUUUCGUGGAACGACAUAUCGAUUUCCCAUCUCAUUAUGGAUACCACAUGCCUAUCCACGGGAGGCACCGCUGGGCUAUGUUACUCCUACCGAGAGCAUGAUGGUGCGGCCAGGCCAACAUGUUGACCCCCAAGGACGAAUAUACCAUCCUUAUCUCGUGGGCUGGGCCGAGUUUUGGGAUAAAUCAUCGUUGCUAGAUUUCCUCGCUAUACUGAGAGACAUAUUUGCGAAGGAACCGCCGGUAGUGUCACGGCAACAAGCUCGUCCUGCAUCCCAACAACCACUCCCGACCCCGACACCUCCACCAGUACCGCCUUUGCCUCCCGACAUGACAAGGCAGAGUGCCCAGCAGGUCCCAUCUCCGCAUCCUAGCGAUUCGAGACCACCUCCGCCUCCACCAAAGGGAAGCGACCUCCCUCAGGUCGUUUCUGGCCCGUCCACUGCCCAAACAGACGGACCCCCACGACCACCCCUACCGGACGGAAUUCAACGUCAAUCGAGCCAGUAUGGUACACCUACGACGACACAGCCGACUCGACUAUCUCGAUAUGACACGGCCCCUCCUUUGCCACCGCAACAAGGGCAAUCACAUCCCCCUCAACCCUUGCAACCCUACCAGCAACCAGCACCUCCGAAUACUCAAUAUCCACCGCAGCUUCAGCUACAGCCACAAUCUACGUAUCAACACGGUGGCCCCCCUCAGCCUGGAUUUCCAUCGCCAGACUCUCGACGUACAUCCAUGGUAGCUCCCGCCACUCCUAUUCCUUACCACGGCCCUCCAGCUGGCCCCCCUCUACAAAACUGGCAACAACCGCCAAUGCAACCCAAACCGAAGCCGCCCCCGCCCCCUGACUUGAUGGACGAGCCCUUUUCCCUUGCCCUUCCGUCCUCCUCCGCCGACGACAACCUCCUACCGCCACCCAUUCCACCUAACCCGGAAAAGGAUGCGCUCUUACGCCAACUCGCCUCGACACUCCACGGCCUGCGCCAACGCGCUCGAGCGCAGAACGAGUCUUCUCUCGCUGGUCUCGGCGCCCAACGCGCGGCCAUGCUCACAGCCCUUCAGAACCUACAAUCCGACACGGCAGCGCUUGCCCCACUCUCUGCCAUGCUCUCUUCUAAUACCUCGAUCUUGCAGCAGUCCUUGCAAGAAGCCGACCGUGUUAUCUAUUCUGCGCAAACCCGAGAACCGCCUCCCAUCGACGACUUACUCGUCGCCCCUACCGUGGUGGCAAACCAGCUGUAUGAUGCGGCGGCCGAGGAGCGGGCACUAGGUGACGCCAUCUUCGUUCUUGGGAGGGCGGUCGAGCGCGGACGGAUCAGUCCGACUGUCUUCGUCAAGACGACGCGGGGCCUGGCGCGCGAGUGGUAUCUGAAGAAGGCACUUGUGCGCAAGAUUGGACGUGGUAUGGGACUUGCCGGGUAAGUUAGAUGCCUACUUACUUAGUAGCCAUGCAGGCUGGCAGGCAAGGAGAUACAUAAUAUCCAGUGGCAGUAAUCGGUUGGAAUUUUGAAGCUUCAAGGAAUAAGCGGGGUUAUUUACCCCUUUUACUAGCUUGGCCAAGGUGACACCAAUAAUCACAUAGGUAUAUACUAUCCUCGCGUUGGGUUAUACGAAGUAUGU
Molecule: messenger RNA, 1821 nt
Organism: Hypoxylon fragiforme
Lineage: Eukaryota; Fungi; Ascomycota; Sordariomycetes; Xylariales; Hypoxylaceae
Product: UEV-domain-containing protein
Exons: 4
Coding region: 1-1623 (540 amino acids)
Biological process (GO): protein transport; endosome to lysosome transport; protein modification process
Cellular component (GO): ESCRT I complex
Molecular function (GO): ubiquitin binding
Source: RefSeq, a predicted model, not a curated record